UCCAGCAUCAUGUUUACCUUCGCUAUUCUCCUUCUCUGCGUUCAGGGCUGCCUGAUCCAAAAUGCGUACGGUCAGUGCUGUGGCUGUGGAUGCGGUGGUGGUUGCGGUUGCGGUUGCUAUGGCGGCGAGGGCGAAGGUAAUGUGAACGUCUGCGGUGAGCUGCCCGUGUGUGGUGAAACCUGUGUCUGUGGCCGCGUGCCCAUCUGCGGAGGUGUUUGCUUCAAGGGCCCUGCAUGUGCUAGUGGUUGUGUCUCUAUCUGCGGACGUUGCUGCGGAUGCGGGUGCGGAGGUUGCGGUGGAUGCGGAUGCGGCUGUGGAGGCUGCGGUGGAUGUGGAUGCGGCUGUGGAGGCUGUGGUGGAUGCGGAUGCGGCUGUGGAGGCUGCGGAGGAUGCGGAUGCGGACGUAGAUGCUGUUGCUGCUAAAAAACUCAUUGAGUUAUUUAUUAUUGAAAAAAUUUAUAAAAUCCAGAUUCAAUAAUAAUUCUCAUUGUAUUUUCAAUACCACAAUUGUAUUUUAUUUAAGAUUGAAAGCAAACAUCUUUGUGUAGUAAAAAAAAUCUAAAUUGAGUUUUCAAUAAAAGCGAAAUUCAUAAUUCGUCUAUUUUCAUUAGAUCUGUAGCAUGUUAAAGGCUGUGGAGGCUGUGGAGGCUGCGGUGGAUGCGGAUGCGGCUGUGGAGGCUGCGGAGGAUGCGGAUGCGGACGUAGAUGCUGUUGCUGCUAAAAAACUCAUUGAGUUAUUUAUUAUUGAAAAAAUUUAUAAAAUCCAGAUUCAAUAAUAAUUCUCAUUGUAUUUUCAAUACCACAAUUGUAUUUUAUUUAAGAUUGAAAGCAAACUUCUUUGUGUAGUAAAAAAAAUCUAAAUUGAGUUUUCAAUAAAAGCGAAAUUCAUAA
Messenger RNA from Bombyx mori (domestic silkworm), 891 nucleotides. Its product is annotated as chorion class high-cysteine HCA protein 12-like. The coding region runs from base 10 to 423 and encodes 137 amino acids. Lineage: Eukaryota; Metazoa; Arthropoda; Insecta; Lepidoptera; Bombycidae. The transcript has 2 exons. The record is from RefSeq and is a predicted model, not a curated record.